CCCGAUUCAGUUAGAAGGACAAAAUGGUAUCCUCCAUGCAACAUUUAUCUUUCAUUUAACGCAUUGGUUUGCUAAAAUCCAGUUUGCUUAUUAUUUAGAUCAUGGCGUGCAUUAAAAUAGUAACCAAUGGACAAAGAAACUUCCUUAACGCAAUCGAAGCAUGCAAUGGCUUAAAUUUACAGUUUGUAAGGUAUAGAAAACCGCGAUUUGUCCCUAAAGCACCAACCAAAAUAUUCAAAGUUCGGGAACCAACUCCUCGUGACACGGAAGAAACUAAGCUCAUGAGAACUUGGCAGGCACAUUACAAUACAGAGAUGAAGUCAUUACAUUUAUACUUUAAAAGUCAUUGCCAGAGGAUAAGAGAAAGGGAAAGGAUAGAGGCCAUAAAAACACCUUUUGAGAAGCGGUAUGUGGACAUCUGCAGAAAGAAUGAAGAAUGGAAUAAAGAGGCUAAAAUGAUACGGUUAGGACAAUGGAAAGAGAAAGAAAAAUGGCUUGAGGACAGGCAUCUUGCUGUGGCGGAGCGAGAAGAGAGAGAGCGGGAGGAGACCAGAGAGAUGGCCUUCCAGAGAGUUAGAGAAGCUCAGGAAAGCCUUGACAAUUACAUUACAGAAGAGAAUUUGGAUGAAAAACUGGAUGAAAUUUUAGGAAAAGAAGUAGAUUAUGACUUUGCAUUAUACUUAGAUGGUUCAAAAACAACAGUGCCUGAUUCAAAGACCGAGGAUAACCCUGGAAGUGGAAGUUCGCCAUCAUAAAAUCUUGUACUAUGUGUUUCAUUCUGAUAUGAGUGCUAAUGUUGGUUUUGUGUGGUUUUAUAUAAAAUAUUAUGUAACAUUCA
This is a messenger RNA of Mya arenaria, 838 nucleotides long. RefSeq names its product probable 28S ribosomal protein S26, mitochondrial. The transcript is spliced from 4 exons. Gene Ontology annotation, cellular component: mitochondrial small ribosomal subunit. The record is from RefSeq and is a predicted model, not a curated record. The coding region runs from base 102 to 755 and encodes 217 amino acids. Lineage: Eukaryota; Metazoa; Mollusca; Bivalvia; Myida; Myidae.